CACAAAUCUGUCCCCGACUCCAAAACGAAAGCCCAUCAUCACCACCGACCAGGUUGUCCUAGGCGGCUGGCUGACUCUGGACUGGCUGACUACGUGCUGGUCUGACUGGUCGUUGUUGGGUUGGUUGGCGUUGGAAGCUGAAGUUCAGUCUGGCUCCAGACAUCGCCGCGGAUGGUGGACCUUUUCACUUCGGUCUCGUGGUUUCGGUCGUUGGUUGGUUCGUGUCGCGCUCCUUUGAGGGAAAGGAUUUUCCCCCAGCUGUGCUGCAUCUGUGGAUUGGAUAAAGACUAAAGAGGACUCCGACUUUAAGACAUUGUGCGCCCGCCAGGAGUUGGCAAAAGCACGUUGUAAACAACAACCGGACGAAAGCGCGGAAAACCAUUAUCUGAGCCUCGUGCUCUCGGGUUGAAAUAACCGGAUUCAGCGCGUUCGGUGGGGGAUAGACGGCCUGGGUCGAAGCCUGCCGGGGGGGUUGGCGGCAGUUGGGAAGUGAGCUUUAUUUUCCCAUGGAAUGCCGCUUCGGCAGGGCAGAGCGAAUAAUAAUUCACUUUGUAUUGUUAUCGUUUGGAUGAGGCUGGAGAGUGUAUGAAGUGGGGGAUGUUGUGUAGUGUGUAGUUGCACUUGGAGUUUACGGGCGGGUCUGAAGGAUAGUGUGGUGCGAUGUGCCGCGAAUAGUAGUAGCGCCUGGAGAAAGGGGGCGAAAGUUCGCCGUGAAGUGGAUUUGUCUCUCGACGUUCAUCGUGUGUCGGCUUGGUGGAGAACAGUUGUGGUGAGGUUCAAGUGUCACACGGUUAUCUGAAUGUGAGUUUAUACCAGGUGUACCCAUCCAGUCAGUGACAGAAGAUAAGAGUGGUGCCGGCAGAGUGGCACGUGGAAGAAAAUUGUGAUCAUAAUCGAGAAACGAGUGAUUCCCGUGUGUAGAUGUGUGUAUUGUAUGACCCGCACACAAGGGCAUUAGCAUACCGAGGAAAAAGUGCGCCAAAAUGACCGACAUCAACCGCAACGGUCCGAGUUUUCUAAAGCACAACGGAAAAAUCGAACCGUCGGGUGGUCCUAGUGCUUCCAGUACGCUCAAGCGUAACAAUAGCUAUCAUCAACGGUUGAAAAAAUCCUACAGCGAAUGUGAGUAUGCUGCUGCCGCCACCGGACCGGCAAACAACAAUGGACAGCAAUCAACGGUCAGUCGAAGUGGGACCACCGGCGGAUCUGGCAAGUGGCGAUCCCAGCAGCCAACGGCAGCGCAGGUCACCACCGCUGCCAAACUGGACACCAAUGCCACCACCACCAUGGUCACCGCCAACACUUCGGCUGAUGAGUUUAAACGCUUUCACACGCUUCGUAACAGCUACGGGGGGAAAUCCAAUUUAAAUGUAAAUAGCACCAACGAGUCCUCAAUAAAAACGCAAGUUCUGCUCCAUCAGCAGAAGCUGAAAGAGUACAGCAAAUACGCUUCGGUUGCAGUAGCUUCGGCGGCGGCGACGACGGCCGCUGCGGAUCUGAACAACGAUAGCUACUCGACCUGUUCCUCGUCACAAUCGGACUAUCAACAUCCGCAGCAUCAUUCGCACAAACAUCAUCAUCGAUACCAUCACCACCACCAGCAUCAUCAGCACCUUCCUUCGUCGACUCAGCAUCAGUCGCAGCAGCAGCACCAACAGUAUCCGGUGUCAACGACGGUGGCAGCCAAUGCCACUCUAACGCGACCCGGCACCGGCCUCAACGCUAGUUCUUCCAUCUUGAAAAACAACAAGGACUCUUCGUCGGGGGCUGCUACUGCGGGAGGUGGCAGUGCCAAGAACUCACUCAGGCGUGGUACCGGCGGAUUAAGCACUUUGUCACUGUGCAGCUGCGAUGCCGAGACGGAGAUAAUACCGAAUCCAUUAAGGCCUCUCUACCAGUACAGCCUGGACCGGAAGAACACACGGCAGCACACGUACACGUGCGAACAGAACGCCCAGAUCUUGCUCCGGCUGGAGAAGGACCGUGCAAGAAAGUACGGCUCGUCUGGAAAAUUGAACUUUACCGCCUCCACUAGCGACCUCACGACACUGCCAUCGAGCUUCGGCAUUGGAACUGGGCUGCAAAAAUCGGCCACCACAGCGACCAUCAACCCAACAACGGCUUCAACAACGACGGUAACACCGGUCACUGCACCGACACCGUUGUCGACAGCGAUGCCGACGACGAUGCCAACGACGACGACGGCGACGGAACUCAGAACCGGAAGCUGCAAUAACGAGACUGCUGCUAUGGGGACAUUCGGUUACCGCCGUAGUAGCGUCGUCUAUCCGGAAAACAGCUACAUCGAGGAUGAGCCAUUCGUGGAGGACAUGAUUCCGCCGCCGCCGCCUCCCCUGAACCGGCGACCCUCCUACGGCUACAGCUGCAUCACGCAACCGCUGGCUAACGAGUCCGGUGGACUUGGUCAACAACAACAGCCGCCGGGCGGUCUCGCUAAUGAUCUGACCUCGACGGUCAAUGGCAACAAUGGCGUCAUUAAUAAUUAUCCCUCAAAUCAGCCGGACUUGUUCAAUUUUGCAUCGUCGACGACAACGUCGGCCGGAAACGGUCCCGGGUCACAGCUACUGCAGUCAAGCGGUCCUAACUCAACGCUCAAAUCGACGUUGAAAAAUAAAUCAAGCGCCAGAACGGGGACCAACGCUGACACAGCGUCCAUCACCGGCGUCGACGUCCACAAAGCCAAACUAAAGAACAGCGGAUCGAACUUUGACAUAAUGAAUAAUGGCACAUUCAUCGACACUGGUGGCGAUGGCGGCGAGGACGGAACAAUCCCCGUCAAACAGUUUCCGCCCUACUACUUCGACGAUAACUAUCUCAAUCACAGCUUACACCAACAUUUCUACUAUCAGAACCCGGACGGGAGCUUUCCUGUCACCGGGAUAAAGAAUGACACCGAGGGCCAGCUGUACCUGUACCAUCACGAACCAGCGUCCUACAUUCCGAACUACGAUACGCUCAAUAUGCCCUCGAAGUACAACACCAUCGGCCCGGGUGGAAGUGUCCUUGGGGGCGGCGGAAACGUAACCGGAGCAGGCCACAUGGACUAUGUCGGGAACACCAAAUAUCAUCACGCCAGUUCAUGCAACCUUAAUCAGUUUAGUUCAUCGGCCAAGAGUAAUCUUAUUAGCAGCCAUCAGCACCACUUUUCCAACUCGAUCAGUAAUUUCAAUUUUAAUCCAUCGCAAUAUUUCGGCACCGGACUGGAACCACCGGGGGCGACGAUCAUCGGCGGUCCGGGCGGUCUGGGGGUGAUGGGUGGCGAUGUGUUCACGUCCAGCAUCAGCCUCAACGGUGGGACGCCAAACAAGCACCAGCAGCACCCGUGGAAACACCGGCAGUGCCCGAGUCGGGGCUCCAGCAGCACCGGUUCGGGUUCGUCAAAAUGGGACCUACCCUCGCGCCAGUGGCUAGCGGUGACGUCGAUCCUGCUGAUAGCGGGUGCCGCCGGGGUGGCCGUCCCGUUUGCCUUGAAGGUUUCAGCCGGGGCCCCGCUCGAGGAACGCAUCCAGGCCGCAACCCAGCUGCUCGAUACAGUGCCUUUAAUCGACGGACACAACGAUCUGCCGUGGAACAUUAGGAAAUUUUUACAUAAUCAACUCAACGAGUUCCGGUUCGAAGACGAUUUGAAGCAGAUAUCACCAUGGUCUAAAAGUGCUUGGAGUCAUACCGAUUUGCAGAGACUGAAACGAGGUCGAUUAGCUGCUCAGUUUUGGGCCGCGUACGUGCCCUGUGAGGCGCAGCACAAGGACGCCGUGCAGAUCACGCUGGAGCAAAUUGAUGUAAUUAAAAGACUGACGGAACGCUACUCACCACAUCUAACGGCAUGUGCAUCAGUUUACGAUAUCGUUCAAGCGCACAAAAACCAUCAAAUGUGUUCACUAAUUGGAGUCGAGGGAGGGCACUCGCUCGGCGGUUCGCUGGGUGUCCUGCGGAUUUACUAUGCGCUCGGCGUUCGCUACAUGACCCUGACGUCCACCUGUCACACACCGUGGGCGGACUCGAGUAACGCCGAUGGUCCCAAGUACGACAUCAAGCACGGUGGCCUCACGGCAUACGGCAAGACAAUCGUCCGGGAGAUGAACCGCCUCGGCAUGAUAGUGGACCUAUCGAAGUCCUCCGUGGCAACCAUGAAGGAUGUGCUGGCGACCUCGCAAGCACCGGUCAUAUUUUCCCACUCGUCGGCCUACGCUCUGUGCAACUCCAGCCGGAACGUGCAGGACGAGGUGCUGCAGCUGGUGACGAAGAACCGUGGCCUGGUGAUGGUCAACUUUUACAAUAAAUUUCUCAGCUGUACCGAAAACGCCACCGUCGAGGACGCUGUCGCGCACAUAAAUCAUAUUAGACAGAUUGCCGGAAUCGAUCACGUGGGACUCGGUGCCGGAUACGAUGGCAUUAAUUUCACACCACGCGGUCUCGAAGACGUGAGCACUUACCCGCGGUUGUUCGCCGAGCUACUGGGUUUGGGGUGGACAGCCGAAGAACUGGAAAAGCUAGCCGGCCGGAACCUACUGCGAGUGCUGGAAGAGGUGGAAAAAGUUCGCGAAAAUCAACGACUGUCCGGCGUUCGCCCGUACGAAGACAUCCCGGUGGCACUGCGAGCCGAGGAGCACUUCAACUGCACGACCAACAGUUAAUGAACUGUACGCUAAACCGUAAGCUCAUCUUCAUCUAGAUUAACGAACGAGGGCCAGUGCUAGCAACAGCGCUCCAACUAUGCACAAAACACUUCUGCGACUGAUUAAUGGGCGAGCAACCAAUUUUCCGCUACGAGGCAACUUCCUCCGAGGAAGAACUGGGUUGGUAGAAUAAUUACUCUUACUUCAAAUACCUAUAACUAGGUGGUAACUAGGUACAUUUGAGAUUUUUAGGAAAAGUAUAUAUAUUUUUCGAAGAAAGCCAAUAUCUCUAUGAGAAAUGCCUUUUAACGAUUGGACAAAAAAUCACACACAGACAUAUUUAAAUGAAGGUAGGUAAAUCGUUGAGUUCGUACUUCUAGGUUUAAAAUCAUCUCUCUUCGUAAUAGAGAGAACAAAAAAAAUAAUCUGUAAUAAUGGAGGAGAAAGUGGGCAGUAGAGUUGAGUAGCGAACAUAGCAAAAAAAAGUGUCUAGCAUUAAGUAUAAUCUGGGAAAAUGAAAAAUGCUGACCAGAAGUGAAGCUCGGUGGACGAGGCAACUGAACAGUGAACAACAACACCAUGAGCCAUAUUCGAGCACAGGCAGACAGUGAUCACUUUUUUUUCCUUCCGAUGGUUGUCUGUUGUUUCGCAUUACAAGCAGCCUUCAGCGCAGAACAGAGAUCCUACCUCCCAAACAGUGGGGAACAUCACGGGAAAAGCAGGAAAUGAAGGAGCACAAAAAAUAAUUAAAAUACACUCAUUGCACAAUUAUGGGUCACACACAAUUAUUAGUCACUUUCCACUUUAAUAGAUAAAUACUAAUUAAUUGCAAGCUUUUGUUAGCUAUUAUUAUUUUUCGCACAUAAGUUGAUUUGUUUUGUGUCACUAUACGUAUCGCACACGGGCUUAUACAUCAAAAAAUACAUAUUUUCAAUAUUUUUUUGUUCGGCGCAAAAUUAGCUGUCAAAGUAACGCUUCGAUUGUGAAUAUCGGACAGUGCGUGCGCUGCUUUCGUAAGCUCUGUAAAAGCGAGCUUCAGUGAUUUUCAUGUGCGAAAUGGUAUCGUCACCAGAACAAAGGUAUAAUUAACGUUCUAAAUGUAGAAAUUCAUGUGACUGCAGCCAAUUAAAGCUUAUUUCUGGCAAAAUUUAAGUGACUCAUUAUUGUGCCAAGGAACACCGAAAAUCACACAAUUAUGGGUCAUUUUUUGUGCAGCAUAAUAUUGACAGUUCUGCGUACACGGGCAUUGCAUACUUUUAGGCGUUUAUCGGUGGUUGUGUUGGAGAUUUUGACCCAAUUUUGAAAAAUUGAUUCCAAAUCGUGAAAACACGCUUCGUUAAGAGGUUUGAGACCAGUUUUAGAUUCUACUAUAGUUGAUCUAUCGAGAAUAAGUGAUCAUUCAUUGAAAAAAUAGACAAAACAUUAUUUUUGAGCCGAUUUUUCUUAAGUGACCCAUAAUAGGCAACAAAUUGACCCAUAAUUGUUACACAGCCAAUUUUGACCCAUUAUUGUGGUUUUCAUUAUUCACCAACAUUUUAGUAAUUUUCACCGCCUAAAGUGAAUGUUACAUGCCGAUUUUUAUAUAAAACAAUAAAAAGGAGUUUCAAUGAAGAGAAUAUAAAAGAAAAAUAAUGAAAGUGUUAUUUUUGUAUGAAAAACGAUUCAUAUUAUGAAAUGGUUGUUCCUUGAGUGACCCA
This is a messenger RNA of Aedes albopictus (Asian tiger mosquito), 6334 nucleotides long. RefSeq lists its product as uncharacterized. The record is from RefSeq and is a predicted model, not a curated record. Gene Ontology annotation, biological process: proteolysis. Gene Ontology annotation, molecular function: metallodipeptidase activity. The transcript is spliced from 12 exons. NCBI's taxonomy places the organism in Eukaryota, Metazoa, Arthropoda, Insecta, Diptera, Culicidae. The coding region runs from base 984 to 4655 and encodes 1223 amino acids.